This is a messenger RNA of Rhizopus microsporus ATCC 52813, 1539 nucleotides long. RefSeq lists its product as uncharacterized. Gene Ontology annotation, cellular component: NuA4 histone acetyltransferase complex. The record is from RefSeq and is a predicted model, not a curated record. NCBI's taxonomy places the organism in Eukaryota, Fungi, Mucoromycota, Mucoromycetes, Mucorales, Rhizopodaceae. Gene Ontology annotation, molecular function: protein binding. Bases 1 to 1539 code for a protein of 512 amino acids. The transcript is spliced from 5 exons.
AUGUUCCGAUUAACAAGAUUAGCAGCAAGACGCACAUUAACAAAGCCUUUGAUUAAACCACCUUUUGUUUAUAAACCAUUUGCUUGUAAUAAAUCACCAUUCGAUCACUUCAUAGCGAAUUACACUACAGACAAUCACGAAGACAUUGAAAAAGUAGAUCCCAAGGAUUAUCCAGAGUUAUACCCUGACGAAGAAGAUCAACAAGUUGACACAGAAUGGUUUGUUGAUUCAGAUUAUAAAGUAUCUGAAGAAGACUUUAUACCACUCUGGCAGCGUCGUGCCGUGGGUGAACAUUUGGAAGAUCGUCUAGCUUUACGUCAAGUAUCACAGGAAUUGAUGGAGACUGGACAGUUGACUGCGGACAGUCUGAGGGACUUGUUGAUAGAGAGUAAACUAGAAUCAGUAGAGGUAUUGGAUGUUCGAGAGAAAUGUGAUUGGGCAGACUAUAUGAUUGUUGCCUCCAGUUCAAAAGGUGACAAAUACCUCAGCAGUGUGGCUGAACAUGUCUAUACGGUGGUCAAAAAGGCCUUAAAGCAAAGUCCUCAUGUGGAAGGAAGAAGUGACAAUUCAGGCUGGCUAUUGAUUGAUUUAGGACGAAUCAUUGUUCAUCUGUUUACACCUGAAAUGAGAGAAAGCGCCAGUAGCAGUGAUAGUGAUGGUAGCAGUAACCCUACUGAGUGGACUAUCCUAGAAAAGCUGCUGCUUUCUCAAGCUGUUUAUAAAUACGGUGAAAAUAGCUGGUUAGAAGUAGCAAGUGUACUCAAACAGAAUGCCUUGGUUCAGCACCGACACUCUGACUUUUUUAAUCACAAGAAUUGCUAUUUUCAGUAUUAUCUCUUGACUGAAAGCCUUCAGACAGAAAAGGAUAAUCCAACACCGACUGUUGUUAGACUGGCAAGACAACUUUACAUGCAGAGAAUUCAAGAAAUUAAAAAUGCACUAGUCCAUCAUGAACAGGAAUUAGGGGAAUUAGUAUCGGAGAUUGAUUUAAUACGGAAAGGAGAGCUUGAUGACAGACUCAAGGUUGAAUACAAUAUGGUAUCAACUAAUAUGUCACAGUUAGAUCCAGAGUUAGAUUCAAAGCAUGUCAAGAUAUAUACACCUGAACUAGAAGUAAAAGAAAAGAUCAUAGCUAAUGAUAAAGAGGAUAUACCCGCAUCUCUAGAAAUUACAACAAAAUUAGAAAAUCAAAGACAGAAAUCAUGGCAAAAGAGUGUACAGUUAUUAUGGCAAGAGAUAGCCAAUCAUAAAAGUGGACCUUUAUUUUUAAAUCCAGUUAAAAAGAAUAGAGCACCAUUUUACAACAGGAUAGUAAAGAGGCCGUUAGAUUUAAAGACGAUAAAGCAUAAAGUGAGAGAAGGAAUUAUAAAGACAACGGUCGAAUUUGAAAGGGACAUUGUUCUGAUGUUGACAAAUGCAUUAAUGUACAACAAAGAAGGAACAGAAACUUAUCUAUUGGCUUUGGAAAUGUUGGAAGACGUCAAGGAUCAAAUUGAACUAUUUAAAUUUGCAAAUUCAUUUUUCAAGCGAAAAAUGUAA